This is a messenger RNA of Trichogramma pretiosum, 1387 nucleotides long. Its product is annotated as zinc finger CCCH domain-containing protein 18-like. NCBI's taxonomy places the organism in Eukaryota, Metazoa, Arthropoda, Insecta, Hymenoptera, Trichogrammatidae. The transcript is spliced from 4 exons. The record is from RefSeq and is a predicted model, not a curated record. The coding region runs from base 150 to 1256 and encodes 368 amino acids.
UCCGCUACUCGAUACUCGAAUUUUCCGGGCAAAAUAAGCCGUGUGUACCGGUGUGUCUAAGUCAACGAGUCGGUCGGUCGCGCGCGCGUGUUCCACCGAUCGCCUGCACAUCGGUCGGAGUCGGAUUUUCAAAAAUUUCAUCAUCUCCGAUGAGCAACGAUCAUCCGAAGGCGCAGGAAUCAAGAGAACACCUAAGAUUGCGCUGGAUGUGGGAGCAAAAUCAGCGCCGCGAGCACGAGCGAAGAAAGCGGGAGUUCAUGGCGGAAUACGAACGAAACAGAGCCGAAAGACUGAGGCAAGGGGGUGAAAAUAACGGGAGCGACGAUAACAGAGAGAGCCGAGACGAACCCUCUAGGUGCCAUCAUCGAGAACCGAGCAAAUCACCGAUGGUCAAAGAAAAGCAGCUGAAGUUCACGGUGGAGGCGAGGGAGAGCGAUCCGAGUAGGCCUACCGUGAAUUACCAAAACGUUGUCAUAGAGAGAAGACCCGGAUCGAUUGCAGGAGAAGGAUCUAGGCCGAUUUUCGAUCGACCCGAAGUACGUGUCAACGGAGAGUCCUGGUCGAAUUUCACAACUCACAGACGGACCAGUAGCGAGAGAGCCUCUUCGUCGUACGCUCCAGCAGAAGAAUACCGGACCAUCUCCGUAGUCGAUCCAGCAGCGGAGAGCUCGGCUGUGUCGGCCCCGCGACGUACCGAUCAUCGUCGCGAGCCCGCGAUAUUCGAGCCUGCGUCGUCGUCGUCGUCGUCGUCCAUUUGUCGACGCUUCCAAGACAUAUCGCUGGGCAAUCAUCAUCGCGUUCGAGCCAGAAGUCGAGAUGAUUCGAGAGUCCCGACGAGCGAGCGCGACGAUCAUCGACGCGUCCAGCGGAGAUCCAGAUCGAGCUCGGCGUCCCGACGUCCCGAGUCGCGAAGCAUCCACCAUUCCAGGUCGCCGUCGCGCUCGAGGACGAGUCAGCACCAUCAUCGCGCCAGCGACAGGAGGAGGAGGAGCAGGAGCCCCGAACGAUCGCAUCGUCGUCGUUGCUCUAGCAGGUCGCGAUCUAGGUCACCGUCGAGUCGACGCGGGUUGAGCGUUUACGGGCCCCAGAUGCCGUAUCCGUUCCUCCUGCCGCCGCCGCCCCCGAUUUUCCCGAUGGGGCCUUUUCCCUAUCUACGACCACCACCUCCUCCUACUCCUCCUCUUGCUGCUCCUCCUCGUCAUCCAGCGCCUCGGUUCAACGCCGGAAAUCCCUAUUAUCGAGCGCCGUAUCGAUAAGAUUGAUUCAGCGAUGAAUCGCGCUAUUAUUAUUAUUAUCGUUAUGUAUAGAACUUACAUAAGGCUUAGAUUUAUGUGACUCCAACGCCCCAAAGUUCGUAUUGUCAAUUUUAAAAUUUGAUAAUUUUAUA